AGACGACUCCGGUGGCCCCGGUGAACGCGUCGGAGCCUGAGCCGAGAACAUGCGGUGGGGAUGGGAGUGUGCCUAGUCCCGAGACAGGACAGUCAGCCGCUGGCUGCCGAUUCCGCGGCCACAGAACCCGAGCCCUGCUGCGGAGCUCCUGUUGGACUCCGAGGCUCUGCCGCAAGGCCGCGCGUCCCUGCCAGCCCCCAAUCAUGAACACCAUCGUCUUCAACAAGCUCGGGGGAGCCGUGCUUUUUGAAGACCGAGGCACCCCAGAUCGGGAACGUGGCAGCCGGACAUUCAGUGGUUUCCUGGACAAUCCACACACAGGGCCGGAGGUGGGCAUACCAGAUGGCCCGCCCCUCAAGGACAAUCUCAGCCUGAGACACCGGAGGACAGGGGCCCGGCAGAAUGGAGGGAAGGUGAGGCAUAAGCGACAGGCCCUGCAAGACAUGGCGCGUCCUCUUAAGCAGUGGCUUUACAAGCACCGUGACAACCCGUACCCUACGAAGACUGAGAAGAUACUCUUGGCCCUAGGCUCGCAGAUGACGCUAGUGCAGGUGUCAAAUUGGUUCGCUAAUGCUAGACGUCGGCUGAAGAACACUGUCCGGCAGCCAGAUUUAAGUUGGGCCUUAAGAAUAAAGUUAUACAACAAGUAUGUUCAGGGCAACGCUGAACGGCUCAGUGUGAGCAGCGAUGGCGACUCCUGCUCUGAAGAUGGAGAAAAUCCCCCAAGAAAUCACAUGAACGAAGAGGGCUAUAGCACCCCUGCCCACCACACUGUGAUUAAAGGGGAGAGCUCAGCAAUAAAAGCUGGUGGGAGACCAGAGUCAAGGGCUGCUGAGGAUUAUGUGUCACCGCCCAAGUAUAAGAGCAGCUUGUUGAACCGUUACCUUAACGACUCCUUGCGACAUGUCAUGGCCACCAGCACUGCCAUGAUGGGGAAAACAAGGCGAAGGAACCAUUCGGGGUCUUUUAGCUCCAACGAAUUUGAAGAAGAGUUGGUGUCUCCAUCAUCAUCAGAAACUGAAGGCACCUUUGUCUAUCGCACAGACACCCCGGACAUCGGAUCUACUAAGGGUGACAGUGCUGCUAACAGAAGGGGACCAAGCAAAGAUGACACAUACUGGAAGGAGAUCAAUGCAGCCAUGGCCUUAACAAACCUUGCCCAGGGAAAAGAUGAAGUGCAGGGGACGACCACCAGUUGCAUCAUCCAGAAGUCUUCCCACAUAGCAGAAGUAAAGACAGUCAAGCUGCCACUGGUGCAGCGCUUCUAGAGUGGCCAGGAAGUGCUGAGCUGUCAGUGGGUUGUUUGUUUGUGUUUGUUUUUACCUAAAUCCUCAUCCUAAGAGCCAAAGCAGAGGUGAAGAGGACUCCCGUAAACCUCCUGAGUUCAACUAUCGUAAAUAUAUCAGUUGCUUCUAUAAAAAGACAUAUAAGUUAUAAAAACUCAUUUUAAUCAAAAAUAUUAACUUAUUUUUAUGUUACUGAAACUAUGCAUAAAGUAUCUGCAUUACCAUUACAGUAAGUGCCUUGCUCCCUGAGGUAAGCCCCAACGUGGGCACAGUGAAGAGCUGUGCCUCAAACCAUCAAUGCUAACACUUGCUAGACUGCAUCAUUCCCACUGGUCCAGGACAGAAGCCAAUCGCUGAAAGCCCAUGAAACAAUUUCAUUCAUUCACAUGUUCAAACUUGGAAAUCUGUUCAGCCCAGAUGAGGUGAUCUUUUCUUUCUUUUUUCUUUUUUCUUUUUCUUUUUCUUUUUCUUUUUCUUUUUCUUUUUCUCUUUCUUUUUCUUAACUUCCGGUGUGAUGGUGAGAAUUUUAUGUGUGGGUUUUGUUUGCAUAUCAGUUAGUGCAUCCAAAAUGAAAGGUGCAGCAGGACCACAUGAUGCAUACACUUAAGAAGAGAUGCUUCCAAACGAGUUUAACAUUGCAAUGCAGUCAAGGAUGGUUUUCCUAAGCACUGGUGGAAAGUAUCCCAAUGCCCUUUACAACUAAUUGGGAUUUUUUUUCCCCUGAAGCUUUAAAAAGAGUCUUAUAAUAUAAAUCUUUGAAUUUUUUUCCUGUGUAAAACUAAACCUAAAGUUUAGGUUUAAAACUAAACCUAAAGUUUAGUUUUAAAUCAUAAUCUUGUUUGCAUUAGAGCUCAGGGUUCCUGUGUGAUGGAAGCCGCUUUCAUGUGGAGUGACUAAAAGCUUUUUAUUUGGUUCAUUUCAAAUUCCAAUUCAGAUGGACAACUUGUAUUGCAAUGAGAACAAGACAACGAAGAAAAAAAAUCUGUGUGUAUAUGUAUAUGUAUAUACAUAUACAUGCAGAAAAAUUGAUUUUUUAAAAAUUUAAAAUGUAUGGGUAGCAAAAGAUGUUCAUGUAGCAUAGACUGUUUAGUCUCUGAUUUUUGCCAGGUAGGACAUUCAAAUAGAAAUUACGUAAAGUCUUGCAUUAAAAGAAAGAAAGUCUUGUUUCUAAAUGUCACUACCACAGAGUUAAAGUGAUCGCUAUCAAGAAAAAAAAGUGUCUUUUCCAUCAAACAGUAACAUCCUCCCCUGCUUGGGAAGACUGCAAACCAGAGGAAUGUGGAGAUGCCCAGGAGAAAAGGAAAUCUGGAGAUGGCCUAUAGAACAGAGCAAACGUUCAACAGCAAAGUAAAAAGGACUAGGCUAUAGGGGAAAUUUUUUUCUGGUUUUUGUAAUGUAUUUUCUAAUUGUUUUAGGCUGGAAAGCAUUUUUGCAAGUGUGAAUGACAUCUGGUUUCACAGCACAUGCUGACGUUUUUUUCUUUAUUUUACAAAAUGCUUUUAAUGCCAAAGUUAAUCUGGUUGCUGAGCAGACAUGACGGCCUUGAUGGCCAUCGUAGGACACUUUCUCCUGUAUCAUAGCAUAGUGGGGUGGGGGUUAUCUAGUGUAAUGAAGAUAAUUUGAUAUGAAAAUAUUUUGUAUGUAUAUUUUUACUUUGUUUUCUUAAGUGCUGUUGGCAGUUGCAGUAAGCCCUAGGUGAGAUGUGUAAGUGCCGACUGUAUGACUGGAUGAAGUAUUGCGUUCUUCUGGUGCAACCAGCAUGCCAAGUGGGAAUCACUACAAGACAAGCCUGCCCAGAUGUGCAUGAGGCAGUGAGAAACAAGAACAAAUACUUCACUCUUUUUCAUACUAUUAUAAGUUA
Mus caroli (Ryukyu mouse) is the source of this 3147-nucleotide messenger RNA. RefSeq names its product mohawk homeobox (gene Mkx). Gene Ontology annotation, cellular component: nucleus. Gene Ontology annotation, molecular function: DNA-binding transcription factor activity, RNA polymerase II-specific; RNA polymerase II cis-regulatory region sequence-specific DNA binding. Gene Ontology annotation, biological process: muscle organ development; regulation of transcription by RNA polymerase II; cell development. Lineage: Eukaryota; Metazoa; Chordata; Mammalia; Rodentia; Muridae. The record is from RefSeq and is a predicted model, not a curated record.